Molecule: messenger RNA, 1735 nt
Organism: Pollicipes pollicipes
Lineage: Eukaryota; Metazoa; Arthropoda; Thecostraca; Pollicipedomorpha; Pollicipedidae
Product: WD repeat-containing protein 19-like
Biological process (GO): cilium assembly; intraciliary retrograde transport
Cellular component (GO): cilium; intraciliary transport particle A
Molecular function (GO): protein binding
Source: RefSeq, a predicted model, not a curated record
AUGAGCUGCUCCACUGAUGUUCGGCUCUUUGAUUUGGGCCUGUUCCCCAGAUGUUCUAUCCGCUGCGGAGACAUUCGGAAAGGCGUGCAACUGGCUACUAAUUCGCCCAGCAAACUCCUGAAGAAAGAAUGUGCCGAAAUACUGGAAGGCAUGAAGCAAUACAACGAGGCGGCCGUGCUGUUCGAGAAGGGCGCGCUGUACGACCGGGCGGCGCAGAUGUACAUCAAGCUAAAGAACUGGAACAAGGUGGCCGAGCUGCUGCCACAAGUUCAGAGUCUCAAGAUACACUCACAGUAUGCCAAGGCGCGCGAGGCCGAGGGCAAGUACAAGGAGGCGCUGGCCGCCUACGAGACGGCGCGCGAAUACGACAGCAUGGUGCGCAUCCUGCUGGACCACCUCAACAACCCGCAGCAGGCCGUCGCCGUCGUGCAGGAGUCCAAGAGCGUGGAGGGCGCCCGUCUGGUGGCCAAAUUCUUCAUGAAGAUGGGCGACUUUGCUUCGGCCAUUCAGUUUUUGGUUAUGUCCAAGUGCAUCGAGGAGGCGUUUAACCUGGCUCAGAAGCACGGCAAAAUGGACACCUUCGCCGACAUCAUCGGAAAUGACGGCCGUCCAGAGGACUACCGCAGCAUGGCGCUGCACUACGAGAAUUCCAUGAACUACUUCCUGGCUGGCAAGUUCCAUCACAUGUCCGGAGACUCGACCAAGGCGAUCAAGCUGCUGCUGAAGGGCGGCCCAGGGGUUUUGGCCAAGCAGGUGAUUGACUUCCUGCUGGGCGAGCAGGACGGCGUGCCCAAGGACCCCAAGUACCUGUUCCGGCUGUACAUGGCGCGCAAGAUGUACCGCGAGUCGGCCAAGACGGCCGUCAUCAUCGCCAAGGAGGAGCAGAAGGUUGGCUCGUACCGAAACGCCCACGACAUGCUGCUAGGCAUGUACCAGGAGCUUCGGAAGCACAAGAUACGCGUGCCGAACGAGCUGGCGUCCAACAUGAUGAUGCUGCACUCGUACAUCCUGGCGCGGAUCCACGUCAAGCGGAACGAGCACCUGAUGGCGGCGCGCCUGCUUAUCAGGGUCGCCAACAACAUCUCCAAGUUCCCAGCCCACACCGUGCCCAUCCUGACUUCGACGGUGAUCGAGUGCCAGCGCUCCGGUCUCAAGAAAUCGUCGUUCCAGUUCGCCGCCACUCUAAUGAAGCCCGAGUACCGGGACCAGGUGGAUGCCAAAUACCGCAAGAAGAUCGAGGCGGUGGUGCGCAAGCCGGCCAAAACGGAGGAGGAGGAGUUCCCGGCCGCCUGUCCGUUCUGCGAUAACAUGAUCGCGGAGACCGAGCUCAACUGCGACAAGUGCAAGCACACGCUGCCCUACUGCAUCGCCUCCGGCCGUCACGUAGUCAAAGACGACCUCACAGAGUGUCCGUUCUGCAACUUCCCGGCCAUCCGCUCGGAGCUGGCCAAGUUCGUCGAGUCGGACGACCCGUGCCCGAUGUGCAACAAGGGUCCGAUCGGCGCCGGCGAGCUGCGCAUCUUCCCGGACGCGGCCGUGUUCCUGCCGCUGAUGGGCGAGGAGUGAGCCGCCGGCCAGCACCCAGGCGCCUGGUCGGGCCGUGGCCGCCGCCGAAACGGCAGUGGUGCGGCAGCGGUCACCGCACGAGGCCGCGCCCGUCUACCGCCGAGUCACGCCAUUGCUGCCCGUGUUAUCUGUUGCGUUAUGUUCACGUAAUUUGCAUUGCAAUACACCA